UCCUCCGCCCCGCGCGCCGUCCCUGCGCCCCGCUCCGCCCGCGCCUCUCUGUCCGCGCCGCGCCUCGGGCGUCCAGAGCGCGCCCCUCGCACCGCAGCGAGCGCCGCCCGCAGCAGCCCAGCCCCAGCCUCCUCCUCCUCCGCCGCCGCCGCCGCCGGACACGCAGCCGCAGGCCGGGGCCGGGACGCAGCUGGGGAGUCAGGGACGCGCGCAGCCAGCCCUUCCCCCUCCGGCUCCCGCACCGCCGGCCGCCUCCCCUCGCCCUCCUCCUCCUUCCCUGCUCCUUCGCUUCUCCUCCUCCUCCUGCACGGCCCGGCUGCCAGCACCAUGUCCGCAGGGGGAGAUUUUGGGAACCCACUGAGAAAAUUCAAGUUGGUGUUCCUGGGGGAGCAGAGCGUCGGGAAGACGUCUCUGAUCACACGGUUCAUGUACGACAGCUUCGACAACACGUACCAGGCAACCAUUGGGAUUGACUUCUUGUCAAAAACUAUGUACUUGGAGGAUCGUACGGUGCGGCUGCAGCUCUGGGACACGGCCGGCCAGGAGAGGUUCCGCAGCCUGAUCCCCAGCUACAUCCGAGACUCCACGGUGGCCGUGGUGGUGUAUGACAUCACAAAUCUCAACUCCUUCCAGCAGACCUCGAAGUGGAUUGACGACGUCAGGACAGAGAGGGGCAGCGAUGUCAUCAUCAUGCUGGUGGGCAACAAGACGGACCUGGCAGACAAGAGGCAGAUAACCAUCGAGGAGGGGGAGCAGCGCGCCAAAGAACUGAGCGUCAUGUUCAUCGAGACCAGCGCCAAGACUGGCUACAAUGUGAAGCAGCUCUUCCGACGUGUGGCGUCAGCUCUGCCUGGAAUGGAGAAUGUCCAGGAGAAAAGCAAAGAAGGGAUGAUCGACAUCAAGCUGGACAAACCCCAGGAACCCCCAGCCAGUGAGGGCGGCUGCUCCUGCUAAUGCAGCCUGACCUGCCAGCUUCCUUUGACACUACUCGCUUGUUGUGUUGCUUCCUAUUGGUUAGCUUCCUAAGGGGGGUGGGAAAUGAGCUUAUCAAGAUGGGAGGAUUUUUCUUUUCUCUCUGUCUCUAGGAGUAGGGUGGGGUGGGGAGGGAGGCUGGGCAUCAGGGAUCACGUCACUCUUAACAGCUGUUAAACAACUAUUUUUUGGUUUGGUUGUAAUAUAUUGUACUUUAUUAAGAUUGCCAAAAACUGUUAAAAUUUAAAAAAAAUUUAAAAUCAUGUGUAUACAACUUUUUGCCAGAUAAAAAUGUAGUCAUUUUUAUUUAAAAGAUGUGCUUUUUGUUUUUGUAUAUUUGUAAACUUACAGAGAACCUUUUCCACACACCUCCUCCUUCCUGUCCUCUUUGAACCGUUAAUCACCUCUGCCCUCCUCCCAUCCCAGCCCAAUAAAUUCCAACAAUUAACUGGGCAACUUAAUUAGGCUCCAAUCCCAGACCCUACCAAACAGGCCCUACCUGGUUAAAUCAAACACUGAACAAAACAGCCUCUGAAGAGGCAACUUUUAACUCUGUCCUCCUUCCGUGGCCAGAAUGAGACAUUAGCCAUGGUCCCGAGGUGAAAUUAAGACCCUGUGGACAGCAGGGAGCCCGGCGGCAGGCCUCACUGGAAUUACUCCUGCCUCUCCUCUCCCCUCUCUGAAAAGCCCUGAAGGGGGUGGAAGGCACUUGCCACAGGCAACUUGUGUUCUCUGUGGUCCACUCAGUUAUUGGCAGAUCAAGAGGUCAUCGGAAGGAUGAGGUGCUGUCGGCAACCGUGGGCUUGUGUCCAUGUGUGGUUUAUAGCCUUGGGGCACCGUGUGUGGUUCUGAAAUGUUCUAACCAACCUUCCCAUCAUUCAGCCCACAAGUGUGGGUUGACUCUAAGGGAAAGGCAAAGAGAAACUCAGUGUGUGCCACCCUGAAGCCUUCCUCUUUGGACGUCUGGGAAGCUAGAGCCUGUAUCACACGGUAUUUGUCUGUGAUUGAGGAAGGGAGGGUGGACUGCGGUACCGCCACCUUGAAGAUGCAUGUGCAGAUCCUCGGUUGCUGAUACUAUUGAGUGCCGUUCUGGAAAAGCUGACCUGAUACAUUUCUGCCCCACUGGCAUAAUGCAGGUGUAAUCUUUGUGCACUUACCUUUGUGGCUAUCGUAGCAGCACUCUGGUUGCCUGAGGGUACUGCUGAGGCGGGGUCUCUAGAAGGCUGCCCAGAGCGCCGUCCUUGCCAUUUUGACUCUUUUCUGAGAAGGGCUUAAUCCUGAGAACCUGUAAAAUCUCUGAAGAGAAUUCUAAGUAAUGUAACCCCAUUUGGCCAGCAUUCCAAAUAGACCCACACUUACUGAACCUGCACCUGCACAGAGCCAGGCAGUAGGCAGAAACUCUGUCCCCACUUGGUAAACCCUACCCUUGAGGCUGGCAUGGACUCUGCCUCCACUGCUGUGCGCAUGUCCUAGGUGAGCUAAAGGACCAUCUGGAAGCGGUAGGAGGUGCACCUCCACAAAGGAGAACUCUAAAGUUGUUGCAUUAGAACUUCUCAGAAACUAAUCCAAAAUGGCAGCCGAAUUAAGUGGAGUAGAGCCUGGCAGGACUCACUGAUAUUUGUCUUGUGGGCCUGCCACACACUUUCAGUUUAAGGAGACUGUAUGUCAAAGCUGAUCUUUAGAGAGGAAUUGAUCUUCAGGUGAAGAAAAGAGGAAGCAGGAUUCACAUUGAGCUCUUCUAGUAGGCAAAGACCGAUGUAUGAACGUAAUUCCGAUGUCAUGUGUUUAGUUUUUAUAUGUGUGUACAUAAUUAUAUAUAGAGAUAGACUUGUGUAUACACCUUCCACACAUUCUCACAGAGAUACAUGUGCUCAAUGUAUAUUCUUGUUUUUCCUGCUCUCAAGUUGGAACUUGCAUUGUGAUAACAGUUUUGGAAAUUCAGAAGUACUGCAACGUGUUGAAAUAAGAAAUACUUAAUAUUGUCAAAAAACUUGUGAUUGUCUUGCCAUCAAUAAACUAAUGCAUAGAUGUGUUAAACUACAGGCAAAAACAGCCAUGGGAAUAUGUGCACCGUAUCUCUCUAUACUUAUAUGCACAGGUGUGCACGCCCAUGUGGGCCAGUACCCCCCCACCGUGGCACACCCCCAAGUGGUGCUUGUUGGAACAACAGAGUGCUUACUUACCUCGUGAGAAUUUCUAGGAGUCCACAUUACAGCACCUGGCCUGGUUGGCAGUGAGGGCCAUUGUUUGUGGCCUCUGGGACAGCCCCAUUUGCUGGGAUCUGCAUUGGGUCCCAGUGAAUGGAUGUAUGGUGGAUUAUAAUUUUCUUGGUACUAAAGAGUAGCUUUUCUUAAAUAUUACUGUAAAAACAGAGUAGAAACUCAGUUACCUUCUCAAGUGCACAGUUUAAGGCACCACGAACAUUUUUUCUUUCCAUCACAGCCUAGGAGCAGUAAGAGAUGCAGAUGUCAUUUGGCUCGAUGUGGCCUCAAUGAGCCGUGCCUUCCUCACACAUACACAGGGUCCUCUCUCGAGUCCAGACUCUCCCUAGCCCUGCGGCUUCUGAGGCAGGGGCAGUUGUCUCCUCUCGUCCUCCCAUCUUAGUGGUGCCAUGCCAUCCCAUGACGCUCCCUCCCUCAGGCCUGGUUUCCACACCUCACUCUCUGGUCUCUUGGGGCAGCCAGAUCUCUCACACAGACGUGGGUUGGUUCCUUGGCUCUAGUUUUGAGCAGGUGCCAUCAACGUUCUCUUGCCUGUAGAUGGUAUCUUGACUUGGAGUUAAGGUUCAAUCAUCAAAUGGCCAGAUUCCCUUGAAGAAGAGGUGAUGAAACUGCCUCUGCAUCCCUAGUGAGUGUUACAUCCUAAAUCCAGAUGGGCCAGCACGAGGCAAAGCCGUCGUUCAGUCCUUCUCCCUGAGGACUAGCCCUCACCUGGGAGACGGCCAGGGUCAUUGUGUUCAGGCCCCCUUUUUCUCUUUUAAUUUGGGGGUCUCAAAGAAAAGCUGGCAGUAAAGCUCCUAUUCCACAGACAUCUGAAAAGAGCAUGAGAUGCAGGAAGCAGAAGGCAUAUUUAUAGAUGUACACACACGCCAGAAUGAAGGUGUGACAUCAGCAGCUUGAGUGUGUAGUCCAAGGUUAGCAAGCUGGGUGAUUGUGAGCAAGUCUCUUUGGGUCAAGAGGCCUCUCUGCCAUCACUGUCCCCACUCUCUUCCCGUAGGCACCCUCAAACAUCCUGAAACACUCCUGGGUCUGAGGAGCAGUGGCCAGAUCAGUUCAAGUGUCUCAGGCAACAGAAACCAGGAUUCAAAUGUCAGCAGCUAAGUGUACAGACAUAUCUUGAGUGCAACAGCUCUGUCCUCCUGAUGGCAAGGCGGUGCUGGGCGUCCCUGCCCUCAAGUACCAGGUGUGACAAUGGCACCGCUGGCUUCGGUGUCCUGCAGGUAGAGCAGCCUCAUUCCUUCACACGGCAGAAGGCAGGUGAGGAUGUCAGGAAGUGAGAACAGGUAGCCAAGGACGGAGUCCGCUCUGAGCCACGUGAGGGGUGACCUAACAGAAGUAUGUCUUUGUGCAGCGACCAAGCAGGGCCGUGUGCUCUCUAGUCUCCAGACUACCUCUCCCCAGGCGUGGGAGGCGUCGCCACCCAGCAACAGCAGCAUGAGGCAGCGGUCUCACAGGCACCCUUCCUGCCUCACAGGCAGGGAGACAGAGGUGAGAGGGCGACUUGCUCGUGAUCACCCAGCAAGUCAGAAGCAGUCAGGGCCAAGGUGUCUCCAUUCUUCAUCGCCAACUUGUGUGUACAAACGUGUGCACUUGCACGGGAAGGGCUGCUGUGCAUGGGGGCUCCUCAGACCAGCUCUUCUCCGGUUAGCGUGUAAGGUUCUGUCCAGCGUAUCCGAGCAAGCUGGGAAAGAAUGCACAUACAUUUCACGCUCCUCCAUUGCCAACAAGGCCCGGUCUCCAAGUACGUUCUGAUCGUCAUGGGCGCCUGCAGACCAGGGCACCCUUUGAAUUUUUGUUUGAGAUGAACUAUUUAGGUGUUCCAAAACGUUGGGCUCUCAUGUGUAAACUCUGCUCUAGAGCCCUACGUGGCUGACGCUCCCCGCAGGGCAUGGUUUCUCCUCACAGUGGGGUUUGGGAGCUUCCUUCCAGUGGGAAGGCUCCAUACACGGAAGGCUAGCCAGCAUCGCAUGGUGUGUCGACUUGUCCCCUCACUUUCCCUCCCCCAUCUCCUUAAAAGUGGUUGGCCACGAGGAGCACAGAGGGUGGCGUUUCCAUCUUUUACUGGCUCAGCAGGCGUAAGUGGCCACAUUGACUUUACAUAAAACUGUGUAAAAUGUGGAAGAUUCAGCAUGUUGAUCAAACAAUAAACUGUCCUGAUUCUCAACACAAAA
Messenger RNA from Herpailurus yagouaroundi (jaguarundi), 5362 nucleotides. RefSeq names its product RAB6B, member RAS oncogene family (gene RAB6B). Lineage: Eukaryota; Metazoa; Chordata; Mammalia; Carnivora; Felidae. Bases 328 to 954 code for a protein of 208 amino acids. Gene Ontology annotation, molecular function: GTPase activity; GTP binding. The transcript has 8 exons. The record is from RefSeq and is a predicted model, not a curated record.